AACAGCUGCAUCUUCGCUUUCGUCGUCUAUGCCGAGUGCUCACGCGAAUGUGGGCAAAUUCGGCGGCGUCGGGAGUAAGGCCGUAAGGCGGCUGAGGUGGACCAACCUUUCCAGCGCGAUUUGACCUGGACACGCCGCUCUCGCACAAGCUGUCCUCAGCGACUGGCGGACGUGACAGAUGUCUCUCCACGCCUCGUGCAGUGGCGCGAUGUGACCCCACGCACCACGCCUCGCGCGAUCGAGAUUCAUCUCCCGGAGAUAGGGCGCCUGCUGCGCACACUGAUGACUUUGACCUUGACCUCUGACCCCCGUCCACCGCCCUCAUCGGAGCAGCGCGCACAGACCUCGCCCGGCUCCCGUGAACGUGUACCUUCAAACAAAGCAUCUCGUCCGCCCACCCAUGACCAUUCAUGCCCAUCCGUCUAUCAUGCUCACCCUCCUCGCGUUGGCGGGCACCGCCCUUGCCGUCCUAACGAACAUUACGCUCUCGCCGCUCGACGCCGCCUUCACGUACACGCCCUCGGCGUCCUCGGGUGCGUGGGCGGACUCGGGGACCGCCGCGCCCGUCCGCACGAGCGAGGGGGACACGCUCGCCGUCCUCUCUCUGCCGGGCAUGCGCGGCGCCACAGUCUACGGCGUAAGCGUGGCCGCCGCGGCCGGCGAGCGGGACGCGACCACGCCCCUCCCCCUCGGUCCGUUCACGUACACCCACACGUGGCCGGCGGCGGGGGCGCACGCGCUCCGCCUCACGGGCCCGCUCGCGCUCCACCGCGCCGUCGUCACCCUCGACCUCCCCACUCGUAUCCGCACCGAAGCGUUCGCGGACCCCGUCCUCAACCCCUUCUACGCGCUGCAAGCCGGCUUCCGGCCGCAGAACGGGCUCGUGCCCGCCAGCGCGUGGGGGAGCGCCACCGCGCCGGACGGGGGGCCCGUCGCGCUCGCCCCGCCGGCCGCGCGCGCUGUCGUCAACGUGCCCGCGAACACGAGUAUGGCGGUGCUGAGCGCGUGGAGCACGCCGACGCCGACAGAGCUCGCGCUCCUCAUCGCCCCCGUGCCGCUGUGGGCGGCGAGCCUCGCGCAGAUGAGCCUCUAUGCCAACGUCACCGCCGUCGUGCGGUGGCAUGUCGUGCUCGAUCCCGCGGAGCGGUAUCGGCUGCGUAUUACGAUGCCGGGGUUCGAGGAUAUGAGCGACAGCGUCAUGCUCCGCGAUAUGGAGUUUUGGGGCGCUGCUGAUGAAAGUCCGGGGACACAACCAUCGCCGUCGGGCGCCCUUGCCCGCACAUAUGCCACCGGCCUUCCGAUGUUGGCGGCGCUGGUACUCGCUAUAGUGUAAACUCAAUUUGCGUGGUGGGGCCGAGUGAAAGCUAGAGUGUUGUGACCGUUGUACUUCGCUGGGCAUGCGAGUUCCGUCUCCCUUCCUCCCCC
Molecule: messenger RNA, 1425 nt
Organism: Cutaneotrichosporon oleaginosum
Lineage: Eukaryota; Fungi; Basidiomycota; Tremellomycetes; Trichosporonales; Trichosporonaceae
Source: RefSeq, a predicted model, not a curated record